Molecule: messenger RNA, 1329 nt
Organism: Colletotrichum higginsianum IMI 349063
Lineage: Eukaryota; Fungi; Ascomycota; Sordariomycetes; Glomerellales; Glomerellaceae
Product: Natterin-like protein
Exons: 3
Coding region: 1-1329 (442 amino acids)
Source: RefSeq, a predicted model, not a curated record
AUGUCUUACAACUCAUUCUCUUUGAAGCAUAUAUUGCUGGGCGCGACUCUCCUCCAUGGACUUACUCUCGCCUCUCCCAUCGGCGAUCUCGCUCCCCGAGCCGUCAAAGUUGUCGACGCGCCCGUUGCCGAAAUCACGCCCAAUGUCAUCCACCACGGCCCUCUCGAUGACGAGGGUCUACGGCGCCUGAAGGACUCUUUGAUCAGUCCAGCACGCCGGAGGUCAAUGCCCGAACCUCACAGAGUGAAGCGCCAGCUCACUCCCACAAGCACAAUCCAAGGCAGUCUUACGGUUACUACCAAGGAUGCUUUCGUGUCUAUUGAUGUUGGCGAACUCGACCUUAUAGACAGCGACUCGGCCAACUGCCACUCCCAAGUGAUCAACGGACCCGUCAAUGGCAUCCAGAUGUUCAUGGGAGCGGCCAACAUUCGUGCCAUGAAUGUCACCAGUGCCACCGGGAACACGACCCAGAUCCUCUCCAACCUCACAGACACCAGCAAAGAUGCCGGUGUUUUCGUUUUCGACGCCAACGACAAAAUCAAGGAGUUCAGCGUCCGGGAGAGUAGGGGAACCCUUCACGGCUUCAGCUUCACAACGGAGAGCGGAAAGUCAUACACGGCAGACGCGACGGCGUUGAAGGACCCGCCCCCCAUGGUCAAGGUCCCAAUCGGUUCCGGAAUCCUGGCCCGCAUCCGCGUGGAGUACUGUGAUGUCGGUCUCUUUGGCCACAUUGGCUUCGACUUCCUCGACGAACUCCAGUCCAUAUCCAUCAGCAACAUCGCCUACUCCGGCUUCACCAACGACUUCAUGCCCGCCGGCCCCGGUCAGACCAUGACGGUUGGCUCCCAGAUCGUCGACAACCGCAACUCCUCCGCCGAGCAGACCAUCACCCUCUGGACGACCGACACUGUGACCAAGUCGCGGACCGUCAGCGUGUCGAACAUGUGGAAUAUUGGGACCACUCACACAAUAGAGGCCGAGGUCAGCGUUCCAUUCAUCGGCAAGUCCAAGACGUCGCACGCCUUUACCUGGGGAUUCACGAGGACCACUGGCACGGAAGAAACCGAAUCCGAGACCUUGACCAAGACUGCCACCAUCAACCUCAAGUGCCCCCCCUUCAAGUACUGUGUCGGCAGCUCUUUCUUCACCAUCUUCAAGCUCGAUGUCGAUAUCGAGGCGACUUUCCGCGCAAAGACCAAAACUGGCCACGAUUUCUCAUGGAUGCAGAAGGGCAAGUACAAGGGCGCCGACUCCCUUGCGUUGCAACUGCAGGUCGACGAGGCGGACAACGUCAUUGCAAAACGCGCUACCAAGAUUAAGCAAAGUUGA